AUGAAGAAGGUUCGUAUCCAGGAGCAGGGCGCAGCCAUGAAUGCCCCAGCGUCCGGUGACUAUCCGAAUGUCCUCGACGACAUCACCUUCGCUGAAAAUAGGGCCCGGAGACCACGUCCGCGGCACAGCCAGUCCGAGGAGGGUCCGUUUCCCAGCACUGAGGAACGAAGGGACACUGCAAACCUCCGCUAUCGACAAAUGGGUUUCAGUCGAGGAUUCGGACUCGGCGAACAAGUUGGCUGGAAAGAAGGGUAUCAGUUAGGCCUACAAAGAGGAGCUCAGCUCGCGACGGAGUUAGGCUUCUAUCAAGGCUUCGUUCAUGCGUGGAUUACAAUUCUAGAGCACGAGGACCCCUCGAAACCAAGGAAACUCGCGGCAUUGCGCGGCCUCCUAGAAAUGACCAAAAACUUUCCGAAGCAAACGGUCGCCGACGAUGACAUGUUUGAAAAGCUUCACAAAAUUCGCGCCAAAUUCAAGCAGGUGGUGGCUCUACUGGAACUGGGCGCUGAUCAAGUCGUGGGACAGCAGGGCGGUCGCGAUGGGGGCUCUACAACACCGGGCCGUUCCCAUCCGCCGUCUGGAUUUCACCAGACGGAGCCAAUUUACAGCACCUCGACGAAGCACCACCAACAACCGCAACCCCAACAGCAGCACAUUCACCACGCGUCGCAGAGCUCACAACAACCGACACACGGGGUGUAUCCUCAGGAUCCGUUGCCACCCCUCCCUCAAUCGGACGCCAUAUAUCAGACUAUCCAGACGCCCCAGACACUUCAAAUGCCGUCUCAUCACAAUCUCCUUCAGCAGCAGCAACAAUCGCUGCCACAUCAUUUCCCGCAACAGCAGAUUCGAACGAAAAGUAAAGAGACGCUCAUCGAUGGAGUUGGAGAUUACCAAGGGAAAGUCAAACUCUCUGCGAGUCAGCUGCAGCCUCCUCCGCGAAGACACGCUCGGAGUCAAAGUCCUCGAGAGCCUCGUAGUUAUCCUCGGCACCAUACGUCACAGGAUCCCUCUGCUGCCGUCGCUAUGUCGACGACGCAGAACUAUAGAACGGCCCAGGCACAGUCGGCGUCGCUGGGAGGAGGGGUUGACCACCGAGCGGCAGCCGCAGGGGCGACGACGCGGGCCGCCGCAGCGGCUCCGCUCCCGGCGGCAACUUCUCAUCUCGAAUCAGCAGCAGCCGGUCACAGGUCUGGAAGUCACCAUCACCAUCACUACGACGGACGCUUCCAUCAUCCCUAUCCGAGCACGAUUAUCACCUAUGACGAACUUUGUGAGAGCGUAGAGAACGAACGCCAACGCCGGCGACAACGCGAAAAGUCCAACUGUCAAUGCUGCGUAUGUUGUCGGCAUCUGUUCAAGCUGUUGUUCGUACUGGCCGUGCUCUUGACAAUUCUGCUCGUUGCGUGCAAAUUUUGGUGUCCUGACACGUGCAAAACGUACCUUGGCUUUGGGAGGAGCGAUUCAUCGCAAACGUGA
Galendromus occidentalis (western predatory mite) is the source of this 1479-nucleotide messenger RNA. Its product is annotated as pinin-like. Bases 1 to 1479 code for a protein of 492 amino acids. The transcript is spliced from 6 exons. The record is from RefSeq and is a predicted model, not a curated record. NCBI's taxonomy places the organism in Eukaryota, Metazoa, Arthropoda, Arachnida, Mesostigmata, Phytoseiidae.